Messenger RNA from Miscanthus lutarioriparius, 1986 nucleotides. NCBI's taxonomy places the organism in Eukaryota, Viridiplantae, Streptophyta, Magnoliopsida, Poales, Poaceae. The record is from the annotation of a GenBank genome assembly.
AUGGCGGCCUUCGUCGACGAAUUGAAGACGACGAUGCAGGCCAUGGCGAAGCAGUUCGACAGGUUCCAGGACAUGAUGUCCACCGCCUUAGACAAGCUUGGAGCGCUCGAGACCUGGAAGGAGACGGCGGACGGGUCGCUCGGCACCCUGUUGCAGAAGACCACGGCGACGGCGACUCGGGUCGAGGAGACGGCGUCGCGUGUGUCUCGCCUCGAGUUUCGUCCUCCACCACCACCACCGCCCCUGCCGCCACCUCAUUGGAGCGUGCAACACCAUCCACCACCAGUUGCGAAUUGGAGCGUGCAACACCAUCCGCCACCAGCUGCGGCAGGUCUCGACCUCAACACUGCUCCCGGAGCGUCGUCAAGUGCGACGCCUCCGCGACCAAACUCGCGCAUGGGGCACGACGAUGAUAAUCAAAUCCGGGACGCUGGCGGUGGAAUCCUCGGAUUUACCCCGCCUCGCCCGGGCAACAGUACGCACUAUGGUCCCGUUUCCCAACCCCUUCCAGUUCAAGCUCCUGCUUCUGAUGAGGAUUCAGGACAUCACAAUCCCCUGUUUCCGAAGAUGGAAUUCCCCAAAUUCGAUGGAUCUAACCCCCGUUGGUGGCGUGAUCAAUGUGAACUAUAUUUCGAGGUAUAUGCCAUCCACGCGACGAUGAAGACGCGCUUCGCCGCGCUGAAUUUCAAGGAGCCCGUGGCGACCUGGUUGCAGACCGUGCAGCGGCGUGGAAGGAUUGCCUACUGGAAGCGGCUGUGCGAGCUCGUGAUGGUGAAAUUCGACAAGGAUCAGUACGAGGUACUUCUCCUGCAAUUCAAUGCCCUGAAGCAGACUGCCUCGGUGCUGGAGUACCAGGCGGCAUUCGAGAAGCUCGCACAUGGUGUAUUGCUCUACAACCCGGCGUACGACGACACCUUCGUCACAUGGUUCGUGGGUGAUCUCCGCGACGACAUCAGGUCGGCGUUGCUGCUUCACCGGCCUCGCGAUGUCGACACCGCGAGUGCUCUGGCGCUGAUUCAAGAACAAGAACUAGAGCAGGAUCUUCCGAAGUCAUCUGGGCAGGAUUUCACCAGAUCGACUUCUCACACAUUGGAGGAGAUCCUAGAUGUCUUGGACAUUGUGGAUACUUCUAAUGAUCAUGACAGUGAUGAAGAGGAGACACCCCAACAAGAGGUGCUGACAGUACAGUCUGUGCCUAACACUCAGCAAGCUCCUAGACAAACCCUGAAGCUGUUAGCUCAGAUUGGGAAGCACAAGGUGCUGAUAUUGGUUGAUUCUGGAAGUGUUGGGACCUUUGUGAGUGAACAACUGGUUAAGCAUCUAAAGCUUGAUACAUCUGCUUGUGACACCAGUACCUUUAGAGCAGCUGAUGGGGGAGUAUCUGAAGUAUUGAGCCAGUACAAUCAUCUGUUUGCUGAACCUACUAGGUUACCUCCUUCCAGAAUAGCAUAUCACAAGAUUCCACUGGUCCCAGGAGCCCAACCAGUCAAGCUUAUGCAAGCCCCAGUUUUAGUUGUUCCAGACUUUUCACAUCAAUUUGUGAUUGAAACUGAUGCCAGUGAUCUUGGCAUUGGAGCAGUGUUAAUGCAAAAUCAGCAUCCAGUGGCCUAUUUGAGCAAGGCUCUUGGACCAAGGAACCAAGCCUUAUCUGUAUAUGAAAAAGAAUGCUUGGCCAUCUUGCUUGCAAUUGAGAAAUGGAGGCCAUAUCUGCAGCACCAACCAUUUGUUAUCAAGACAGACCACAGGAGUCUACAACACCUCACUGAAGAGAGGGUUUCUACUAAAAUUCAGCACAAGGCAUUAAUCAAGCUCAUGGAUCUCCAAUAUACAAUUCAGUACAAAAAAAGAGUGAACAAUGCAGCUGCAGAUGCCUUAUCAAGAUGUGAGCACCAGAAUACAGUCCAUGCCAUAUCUAAAUGUUUACCUACUUGGGUUCAGCGGUUGCAAGAGGGCUAUGAAGAUGAUGAUCAUGCAAACAACUUCUAG